Xenia sp. Carnegie-2017 is the source of this 2428-nucleotide messenger RNA. RefSeq names its product RING finger protein unkempt homolog. Gene Ontology annotation, molecular function: metal ion binding. The record is from RefSeq and is a predicted model, not a curated record. Lineage: Eukaryota; Metazoa; Cnidaria; Anthozoa; Malacalcyonacea; Xeniidae.
CCAUGUUUACCGUCAAAACAUUAUGUCCUCGAAAGAUCCAUUUACAGGGACUCUGACGGUUUCUCCUGAAAAGAACAACGUAUAUUCUCAAGUUCCUACCGAAAAGCCUUUUCAUUACACGUACCUGAAAGAGUUUCGAGUUGAUCAAUGUCAACUGUUUCUUCAACACAAAUGCACACAGCACAGGCCUUUCACUUGCUUUCAUUGGCAUUUUAUGAACCAACGAAGACGUCGUCCAAAGAAAAAGAGAGAUGGUGUGUUCAAUUAUAAUCCAGACGUGUACUGUACGCAGUACGACGAGACGACUGGCAUGUGUCCUGCAGGAGACGAUUGUCCGUAUUUACAUCGAGUUGCAGGCGACGUUGAGAGACGCUAUCAUCUACGUUACUACAAGACAGCGACUUGCGUGCAUGAAACUGAUUCUAGGGGAUUUUGUGUUAAAAAUGGACCACAUUGUGCUUUUGCACAUGGCCCUCAUGAUAUAAGACAGCCUGUGUAUGAUGUGCGGGAACUACAGGCUAUGGAAAGAGACGAUACACCGAGCGAGUUGAGUUUACUGACAACAGACAGUAAAGUCCAACUUGAAGAUCCAAUAUGGCAAGACACAAGUUAUGUACUAGCUCAUUACAAGACAGAACCAUGCAAGACCCCUCGACUUUGUCGUCAAGGUUAUGCCUGUCCGCAUUUUCAUAAUCCUAGAGAUUGUCGAAGGAGUCCACGAAAGUACCGAUACAGAUCAACGCCAUGUCCGAGUAAACAUGGUGAUGAAUGGGGAGAUCCUGGAAACUGUGAAAAUGGUGACAACUGUCAGUAUUGUCAUACUAGAACUGAGCAACAGUUUCAUCCCGAGAUCUAUAAAUCAACCAAAUGCAAUGAUAUGCAACAGACAGGUUAUUGUCCAAGAGGACCUUUUUGUGCAUUUGCCCAUGUCGAACAGGAGUUUUCUGUUUUAAAUGAAAAUGGUUUUAACCAGUUUGGUCAAAACAUAUCUCAAGCAAUUCCUGUUAGUCAAACUACACAUGUGGCAGUUCCACCAGCAAAAACCUCCAGAUCCUUGUCAAUGUCCUCAAACUAUUCAGGAGAGAUAUCAUUGGCUGGGAGUUAUCCUAAGGCACCUGGAUCCGAACGAUCUGAAUCUAGAAGUGGUUCCAGAGAGGUUGAUGACUUAACUCAACUUAGAAGUAAAAUUGCUGCAAUCGAAAACGAUCCUAAUUUGGAUGACUCUGAGAAGGCUCGCCGAAGACAGUCUCUGCUGUCGGCAACUCGUGGUGCUUUAUCGUCGUCAUCAUCGGCUGGAUCAGUUCCUUCCACUCCAGUUUCAUUGGUAUCAGUGAGUGCAAUCCCAUUUUAUCCAGCUGUUGACACAGUGGAGUCCGUAGUCGAGAAAGCGUUAGAUGAACUACAUUUCAAUGACUUUGAUGUCUCCGAGUUGGAGAAAGAAUUAAACGGUACCGAUGUCUUCUCGAAUACAUAUCAAGGUUUAUCUAUCAAUCCAAUGGGUUGUACUCCUCCGUUGUCUAUUCCUGGAAGUAUCUCGGAGCCAUCUCCACAGCACUCGUUCACUCCUCAAUCACCGUGCUCUCCAAGAGACCAAUUCUCUCCAUUUUCAAAGACAAGCCAUCCGUACCGUAGUAGCCCUACAAUGAGGUCGUAUCCUACAGGAUUACUUGGUGAAUCUUUUGGAAGUUCUUUCUCAUCUCCUAAGCAACAACCCUCGCCACAACUCAACUCCCCGCUUGCGCACUCCGGCAGCCAGGCAGACAUCGAAAAGCUGUCGCAACAGCUCGCAUCUGCGCAUGCGAAACUUGCGUCAUGGGAACAGGCGUGGAGUCAAGCACGUCAAGCGUGCGAGGCCUGGAAAAAGGAAGCUGAGGAUUCAGAAAUUCGCGCGAAGAAAGUGGAACAAGAAAGAUUAGAACUAGCUAUUGAACUAGAAAAGGUAGCGUCUACUGGUAGAGAUAACAGUGCUGUGACGGGGAAACUAUCCUACCUUGAUAUUUUAACGAAAUCAACAGAAGACAUUAAAAAAGAGUCUCUCGUUGUACUCAAACAAAUACAGCAACAGUUGCAAAAAGACUGUGAAAAAAUAAAUAGGAUAAUAUACUGUCGUGAGCGUUUCACAUGCGUUGUUUGUCAGUUGCAAGAAAUAUGUGUGGUAACUACUUCAUGUAAUCAUUGUGUUAUGUGCGAGAACUGUUCUGUUUCUUUAUCGGAGUGCCCGAAGUGCCAUGCGCAAAUUACACAAAAAAUUAAAAUUGAUUUAGGAUAGUAAGAUGUUAUAGACAGGGGUCUGAUUUUGCUGUAUUUGUUUACCAUAAAUCGUUACGAUCUCAUAGCUAUUCAAACUUUUCAACUCUUUCCAAUUUAAAACCUCCUUGUUGUUGUGUUAUGAACAAACAAACAAAUAUGUAAAAUCAGAUCCCAAUAU